GCCUCCUCUGACACAAUACGGAAGUAGACUGCUCAUCAAAACAUUAAUCGCGACGAGCUGUUCAUAUCGAAUUUGCAGGCCAAUAUUUUUGUCUUUCAGCUAACGCUAGAAUGGCACAGGAAUUUGUCGAAACUAAACUUAGAGGAGACAAAGUUACAAUAUUUCUCAAACCAUCGUGCCCGUAUUGCGUUACGGCCAAAGAGGUCUUGACAAAGUACAAAUUCAAAGCUGGGCAUUUAGAAUUUAUUGAUAUCACUGGACGGAGCGAUAUGAGUAGUUUACAGGACUACUUUUUGGAGAUAACUGGAGCUCGGACGGUCCCGCGGGUGUUCAUCGGUGAGGAGUGUGUGGGAGGGGGCAGUGACGUGGCAGAUCUGGACGAAAGUGGGAAGCUGGAGGGGAUGCUGCAGUCCAUUGGCGCGCUGCAGUGACACACACUGCCCCAGGGUGUGGCGGCGGGUGGGUGUCACAUGACGAGGCAGCGGGACUUCUUGAGUUUGCGUCGGCGCUGCUGGUACUCGCUCAGUUCUUGAAGGUAACCUCGGGAAGGCCAACGCAGUCUCUCCACCUGUUCCCGCUCCUCCUCUGUCAACCAAGACAACAAAAAACAGGUUGCCGUGACGAUAUCAUGUCACCCCGCUCUCUCACACACAUGGAUGCGCGCGCACACACACACACACACACACACACACACACACACACACACACACACACACACACACACACACACAGUGCCAGUAUUUCUUUUUAUCCGUCAUUGCCUAAACCAACAUUUCUAUGAAGCCAUCAUUAAGCCACAUGCAUGCUCUGCCUGCCUGAUACACUUGUUUUACACCCAAGAGCUGGACCAAUGUGAAUAAUAUUGUGUAGUACUAUUUAGUCUUUGUAUCGUGUAUCACUUCACUUGUGCCCUUAAAGACCCGUCCAUUUGACCUUAAAUAUGCACUGGUGUACGAUGAAAACAUUGUUAAUGGAAAUAAACCUGUUGUAGAUGCUA
Molecule: messenger RNA, 997 nt
Organism: Salmo salar (Atlantic salmon)
Lineage: Eukaryota; Metazoa; Chordata; Actinopteri; Salmoniformes; Salmonidae
Gene: glrx
Product: glutaredoxin (thioltransferase)
Cellular component (GO): mitochondrion
Molecular function (GO): glutathione disulfide oxidoreductase activity
Source: RefSeq, a predicted model, not a curated record